Molecule: messenger RNA, 1546 nt
Organism: Gadus chalcogrammus (walleye pollock)
Lineage: Eukaryota; Metazoa; Chordata; Actinopteri; Gadiformes; Gadidae
Gene: mfsd8l2
Product: major facilitator superfamily domain containing 8-like 2
Exons: 11
Coding region: 125-1546 (473 amino acids)
Biological process (GO): transmembrane transport
Molecular function (GO): transmembrane transporter activity
Source: RefSeq, a predicted model, not a curated record
CAGAGAUGCUGUUCUAAGUGGAGUCACACUGUCUUCCAUUUCCGUUCCCCUUCCUCCCCUCCUCCACGAGGGACAUGUGGAGUCAGAAGCUGGUGAUUAAAAGGAGAGAAAGUCUUUCAACAUCAUGGAUAAACACCAGAAGAGGAGGAUCACGUUCUUAACCAUCGGACUGAUAUUCCUGCUCAGCGGCAUCGAGUACGCGGUCAUUCUGCCUACAAUAUGGCGUUACCUCCAGAUCCUGGAAGCCCCGCCCUACUUCCUGGGUCUGGGCCUAUCAGCGUUCAGCCUGAGCGGGCUGCUGACGGGGCCGCUGUUUGGCCUGUGGUCGGACCGCAGCAGAGCCACAAAAAACAUCAUCCUCUUCUCCAACCUCUUCGAGAUCGCCGGUAACUUCAUGUAUUUCCUGGGAUAUUCAAAAUGGUUGUUGUUAUGUAGUCGGCUUGUAGCAGGUGUGGGUGCGGGGGCCGGGUCCUCCAUCUUUGGAUUCAUAACGCGUUGCACGCAAGCAGACGAGCGUGCCAGUGUCUUUGCCGCCAUCAUGGCCUUUCGCCAGGCCGGUCUACUAAUUGGCCCGGCGUUCAACAUGUUCCUACGACUGUGUGACUUCAAGCUGGGCCCGUUUGUUGUGGACAAGUACACCUCUCCCGGGAUCUUCAUGUGUGUGCUGUGGACUCUGCUCCAGUUCGUGGUGCUUGCCUUCUACUGGGACGUACCAUCUGCAGACUCAGCGGAGGGGGGUCCGUUACAGGAGGAGGUGGUGCUGUUGGAGAUGAACGAGGAGGAGUUGCCCCUGGUGGCCGCCGAGGAGGAUUCUGUGCACCGCUACCUCGCCGUCCACUCGGACUACCGGCCCCAGCCUGUCCGCUGCCCCUCCAAGGACCACGACCCAGAUCCCCCCACCAGCCCGGGCGCCGGCAGCGAGUUCCUGCGUGAGGAGGUGGUGGUUCUGCUCACGGCUCAGUUCAUUACGCUGUUCAACCAAACCGCACUGGAGACAAUGGUGACCCCGAUGACACAGCGGUACUUUGGCUUCACGGAGCUGGGCAACAGUCUGAUGUACGGUGCGUGCGGCGUGGAGGUGAUCCUGGGCUUCCUCCUGGUCCGCUGGCUGAGCAGCCGCGUGGCGGACCGCGUGGUGCUGGCCGUCGGCCUGGCGAUCUGUGGCGUGGCCUGCGUCUGGUGCCUCAUCUUUCUCACCGACCUGCGAGGCGGGUACGAGUGGGAGCUGACAGCAUUCAUCAUCGGCGUGUUCCUGCAGCUGCUGGGGCUUCCUUUCGUGGCCGUGUCUCAGGUGUCCCUCUUCUCCAAAGUCACCGCUGAAAAAACACAAGGGUUUAGUCAAGGUGUGCGUCGGUCCAUUGGGGGUCUGGCCACCAUCCUCGGGCCUCUGUGGGCGGGAGGCCUUACAAACAACUUGUACGUUAUGCUCGGCAUGAUGCUAGCUCUCCUGACUUUAAUCACAAUAAUGACCUAUUUGUCCUACAGCCACCUCACCGAGCCUAGGACCGUGGAGUGUGCGGAGGGCAGUGCAGACAGCGGCCUUUAG